Torulaspora globosa is the source of this 540-nucleotide messenger RNA. It is a transcript of the gene HNT2, whose product is annotated as bis(5'-adenosyl)-triphosphatase. The transcript has a single exon. Bases 1 to 540 code for a protein of 179 amino acids. NCBI's taxonomy places the organism in Eukaryota, Fungi, Ascomycota, Saccharomycetes, Saccharomycetales, Saccharomycetaceae. Gene Ontology annotation, molecular function: catalytic activity. The record is from RefSeq and is a predicted model, not a curated record.
AUGUCAGGUCCCAUAUAUUUCUACAAGUACGUGGUGACUCCCCAAGUAUUCUUCAAGAGUAAAUAUACGUAUGCGCUGGUUAACUUGAAACCACUGGUCCCCGGCCACGUUCUCAUUGUCCCAUUAAGAACCCAGGUGGUCAGGCUAAGCGACUUGACUCCGGACGAAUCGACUGAUUACUUCAACACGUUGCAGCUAAUUCAGAAGUUCAUCAGCUGGCAUUUCAAAGCUGAUUCACUGAACAUCGCUAUUCAGGACGGUCCCGAGGCUGGUCAGACAGUUCCACACUUGCACACGCAUAUCAUCCCAAGGUAUAGAACAAACAACAUCGGCGACCAGAUAUACGAUAAGCUCGACGACUGGAGAUUUCAGAGCUGGGAUGAGCGACGUAGCGAGUAUUUAGCAAUUGGUGGCAGAGAAGGCCGCAAGAAGUUGGCAAAACCCGACGACCAACGAAUAGCCCGUUCUCAGGAGGAGAUGGCUCAAGAGGCAAUGGAAUUGGAGCGCCAAUUGGCCGAAUUCACUGUUACAUCGGCUUGA